Molecule: messenger RNA, 270 nt
Organism: Gongylonema pulchrum
Lineage: Eukaryota; Metazoa; Nematoda; Chromadorea; Rhabditida; Gongylonematidae
Source: the annotation of a GenBank genome assembly
AUGGACGAUUGUGGUACUUGCGACCGCUGUAUUCACAGGCCGUGUAUUGCUGAGAGCAAUCGCGAGUACGAGGAGCACGGAGUGAUCGGCAAAGGUGCCUAUGGUAUCGUGUACUUAGUCACCCAUGUACCAAGCAAUAAACAGUAUGCAUUAAAGAAGAUGAUUGUUCGAAUCACAGAAGAUGGUAUGCCGCAGAGUAUCAUACGCGAAAUUUCGGCCCUGCGAGCUUUGCAUAAUUUGGAUAAUCCAAAUAUUGUCAAGUUUGUUUAA